AUGGCCAAUAUGGGUGUAGUCGCAAGGAAUAAAUAUGCACGAUAUGUAUUCACUAUACAUCUAAUAUUAAAAUAUGAAGCAUUGUUCACAGGUGGAGACAUAUUGAACAACGAUGGAAGCGGGUCCAUAAGCAUAUAUGGUGACACGUUUCCCGACGAAAACCUAAAAGUGAAUGGCACAAAGCCGGGAUUUGUGGGAAUGGCAAAUUCUGGUCCAGACACAAACGGAUGUCAGUUUUUCAUAACGACCAGAUCCACACCGAGCCUAAACGGCGAGCACGUAAUGUUUGGUAUCGUAGUUGAAGGACAGGAAGUCAUACAUGCCAUCGAAAAACAGCUGACUGACCAUCUUGGUAGGCCCACCAAAGAGAUACGAAUAUCGAGAUGCGGCUUGCUGAACAGACGGCCGCCAUUCGUCGUCACCGACCAUCCUCGCAAUUCGACUGUUUGGAAAUGGAUAAUCGCGUCUGCUCUACCGGUUUCGAUGUCCACGGCUAUUUUGUUACUAUUCCAGUGGAUGAUUGCUCAAAUCAACAAAGCGAUCAUCUAAUGGGGCUUCUGUGCACAAUACACGGCAUACAAAUACAUAACGUAUUCACGUGCAUACGUAUAUCAUUUAAUAUCAACAAUCAACAUAAUAUACAAUCACAGUCUACUAAAUAUUGUUCAUAGUUUCACACAAAAGUGGGGCGAAAAGUGAACGUUUUCCAUUUUUCGUUUAAAUUUUACUUAUAAUACAAUUAUGAAUAUUAUUGUAAUAUGAACGAUAAUUUUCGACUGUAUAUACCCAUACAAAAAACGUUCAUGUGUAGAAGACAGCAAUAACAAGCAAAUUACAUUUUUACAUAUACCAUAUAUACGUAUAUAUUAUAUAUUUGUAUGCGUAUAGUUUGUGUUCCGUUCGUUUAAAAUUCAAAUAUAUUACCACGUAAGAAGUAA
Diuraphis noxia (Russian wheat aphid) is the source of this 938-nucleotide messenger RNA. RefSeq names its product peptidyl-prolyl cis-trans isomerase B-like. Gene Ontology annotation, cellular component: cytoplasm; intracellular membrane-bounded organelle. Lineage: Eukaryota; Metazoa; Arthropoda; Insecta; Hemiptera; Aphididae. Gene Ontology annotation, biological process: protein peptidyl-prolyl isomerization; protein folding. The record is from RefSeq and is a predicted model, not a curated record. Gene Ontology annotation, molecular function: cyclosporin A binding; peptidyl-prolyl cis-trans isomerase activity.